CAACAGCAGCAGCAGAAACCGCAGCAACAGCCACCUAGUUUGUUGGGACCUCUUCGUCGACCUGGAGAUGGGCCACCAUCUCUGUUGGACUUACCACCGCAGAAAUUCCCUGGCAUGCCAGACACUGCUUUCGGUGGACCGCGAGACUUUGGAUCUCGAAAUGAAGGUCGCGAUCUCAGAGAUUUUCCUCGUAUGGGAGACCGUGACAAUCGACCGUUUGGCAUGAGACCUGGUGAUUCAAUGGGACGUGGUGGUCCAUUGGAGGACUUUCCCGAACCACCCCGUAGCCUGUUGGAGCACAGGUACCCCCCUCCAGAAGACUUUGAUAGAAUGGGUGGUAGACCACCUCGACUCGAUCUCGAUUUCGACUUGCGACAUGGUCCUCAACCUUCGGGUCCAUCUUCGGUUGGCCCUCAUGAUGAUUUUGACGCAGCUGGUGGCCCGGGAGGCCGUCCUGAUGGAAGAUCAGGACCAUCUGAACGUCGUCUCGAUGAUUUCGAUCGGCAGAAGCGUUUCGACUUCGAUAUGCGGCCGCGUAAUCCUGAUGAUGGCCCACCUUUCGAUAUUCCACGUGGCAUGCCCGAUGACUUUAACAUGCACGAUCAUCCAGACUUUGCUCGUGGUGGGAGACGAGAUUUCUUUGGAGAACCCAGGUUUGGCCCUGGACCUCCGUCCCUGAUGGGACCUAGAGGACCUAGAGGGCCUAUGCCACCAGGUAUGAUGGGACCCGAAGGAUUUGGCCCAAGGGGACGUGCUCCUCCUCCACUCUUCCCUCCACGCGGUAUGGGACCAAGAGGUAUGCGACCAGGUAUGAGAGCUCCAUUUGGCCCUGGCCCUCCAGGACCAGGUGGUCCAGGAGGUCCGCGUGGCGGGCCGCCCUUUGAUUUUGAUCCUCGCGAAGGUCCUGAUGGUGGACCGUUCUUCCGACCACCCGGCUUUGACGAAGGCCGUGGUAACGGUGGCCCACCUUUGGGUCGUCCUGGCAUGCCACCCUUCGGCAUGGGACCUCCGGGUCCAGGUGGCCAUCCACCCCCGUUGUUGGGCAACGCUCCAGGCGAUGUAUCAUGGAGAAAAGAUGGUGGUCCUCCACCGCUCAUACCUCCCAGAGAACAAGGAAGCAGAGUCGAUGGGGGCGAAGAACCUAAGGAGAAGAAGAGAGGCACCAGCUCUGAUAGGGACAACAGGCGGAGAGAAAAUCGAAAGUCUAGAUGGGGCAAUGCUAGUCCUUCUAACGAGCAACAAGCAGACACAAUGGCUCAUCUUGGAAGUGGUCUUCCAUCAAUUGAGGAAGGUGACUCGAGGCCCAUCAUUAACUUCGGCAAUCCUCCUAAACCCGAUAAUUUAAUGGAAGUGCCUCUUUCUGACGAAAAUUGGAAAAAUGCAGAACAUGUUCAGCAAGUUAGUACAGGACCCACCGAACAUACACAAUCAGAGCCACAGGGUGGUUAUAAAGCCCACGAAGACCCGGAUGACUUUUAUGCCGAGCCUCAGUCGGACCAGCAUCCACCAGCCCAGGAUAAUCAUCCCCCGCGUCAGGAAAGUGUUGAUUGCUAUGAGCCUCCACAAGAACGUUUCGAACCUCCUCAGGAGCAAUUCGAACCUCCUCCUUCACAGGAGCGUUUUGAAUCGUCUCCUCCGAAGGAACGUUACGAGCCUCUCCCACCUCCUCAAGAACAGCAAUUCGAGCAGCCUCCGCUAGAGUGCUACGAGCCACCACAAGAGCGAUUCGAGCCUCCUCCACAAGAGUGCUUUGAGCCUCCACAUUUCGAGCCCCCUCCACAAGAGCCCUUUGAGCUUCCACAGGAGAACUACGAGCCCCCUCCACAAGAGCGUUAUGAGCCUCCACAGGAGCACUACGAGCCUCCACAAGAGCACUAUGAGCCUCCCACGAAGGAGUCUUUUGAGCCUCCCCAAGAGCAACAUCACCAUCACAGCCAACCUCCGGCGGAAGAGCCACAACAAUUUGCCGAGCCACAGCUGGAGGCUCAACCAGCCGAGCAACAAGACUUUGGCGGUGAAGUACCGUCGGAACAACCUCCGCCUCCCGAACCUCAGCAGCAACAAGAGCCGCAAAACGAGGCUGCCGACUCGUAAUCGAGGAUGAGAUUUGUGACUAAAUGAACUUUGUAUCAUAAAAGCGUUUUAGAAAUCGUUUGCAACGUGUGUA
Copidosoma floridanum is the source of this 2167-nucleotide messenger RNA. RefSeq names its product Insulator su(Hw) mRNA adaptor (gene Isha). NCBI's taxonomy places the organism in Eukaryota, Metazoa, Arthropoda, Insecta, Hymenoptera, Encyrtidae. Gene Ontology annotation, molecular function: RNA binding. Gene Ontology annotation, cellular component: nucleus. The record is from RefSeq and is a predicted model, not a curated record.